AUGUCUGAAUUAUUAAGACAAACUUUUGCUAAUGCAAAGAAGGAAAACCGUAAUGCUUUAGUCACUUUUAUGACUGCCGGUUAUCCUACUAUCGAGGACACUGUUCCUAUUUUAAAAGGUUUCCAAGACGGUGGUGUAGAUGUUAUUGAAUUGGGUUUACCGUUUUCUGACCCUAUUGCUGAUGGUCCAACUAUUCAAGUUGCAAACACUGUUGCUUUAGAAAAUGGUGUAACUAUGAUAAAAGCUUUGGAAUUAUUAAGACAAGCUAGAAGUGAAGGUAUCACUGUUCCAAUUAUUUUGAUGGGUUACUACAAUCCAAUCUUGAAUUAUGGCGAGGAACAAUUCAUCAAAGAUGCUGCUGAAGCUGGUGCCAAUGGGUUUAUCAUUGUUGAUUUACCACCUGAAGAAGCUUUAAAAGUUAGAAAUUACGUUAGAGAGAAUGGUGUCAGUUUAGUGCCUCUAAUUGCACCAUCUACUACUGAUGAAAGAUUAGGUUUAUUAUCCCACAUAGCUGAUUCUUUUGUUUACGUUGUCUCAAGAAUGGGUACUACUGGUGCUCAAACUUCAAUUUCAAGUGAUCUAGAUCAAUUGGUCUCUCGUGUUAGAAAAUAUACCAAAGAUAUUCCAUUAGCUGUCGGUUUUGGUGUUUCGACCAGAGAACAUUUCGAAACUGUCGGUGCAUCUUCUGACGGUGUUGUUAUUGGUUCUAAGAUUGUUUCCCUAUGUAGUGAAGCUGCUCAAGAUAAACGAUAUGAAACUGCUAAGACUUAUGUAGAAGGUAUCUUAAAUGGUAAAAAACAUCAUAUUCUAUCCGUCGAAGAAUUCAACGAACAACAUAAACAAUCGUUAAUUGAUGCAAAGAAUUCUUCGAAAGUUGAUAAUGAGUUCUCUGAAGAACAUAAAUUUCCAACUAGAUUUGGCGAUUUCGGUGGUCAAUACGUCCCAGAAGCUUUGCAUUCAUGUUUAAGAGAGUUAGAAAGAGGCUUUGAAGAUGCUGUAGCUGAUCCAACUUUCUGGGAAGAAUUUAGAUCAUUAUAUUCGUACAUUGGCCGUCCUUCAUCUCUACAUAAAGCCGAAAGAUUAUCCGAACAUUGUGGUGGUGCUACCAUUUGGUUAAAGAGAGAAGAUCUAAACCACACCGGUUCCCAUAAGAUCAAUAAUGCUUUAGCUCAAGUUUUGAUGGCUAAAAGAUUAGGAAAGAGCAAUGUUAUUGCCGAAACAGGUGCCGGUCAACAUGGUGUUGCUACUGCCACUGCUUGCGCUAAGUUUGGUUUGAAAUGUACCGUUUUUAUGGGUGCUGAGGAUUGUCGUCGUCAAGCAUUAAACGUCUUUAGAAUGAAAAUUCUAGGUGCUGACGUUGUCCCAGUCACUAACGGUACUCAAACUUUAAGAGAUGCUACAUCCGAAGCUUUCCGUACUUGGGUAACCAAUUUAAAGUCUACUUAUUACGUCGUUGGUUCCGCUAUUGGCCCUCAUCCAUAUCCAACCCUUGUACGAACCUUUCAAAGUGUCAUUGGUAAUGAAACCAAAGAACAAUUUGCUAAAUUGAACAACGGAAAAUUACCAGAUGCUAUUGUUGCAUGUGUCGGUGGUGGUUCUAACUCUACAGGUAUGUUCUCUCCAUUUGAACAUGAUAUUUCCGUUAGAUUAAUUGGUGUUGAAGCCGGUGGUGAUGGUAUCGAUUCUGACUAUCAUUCCGCAACACUAACUGUUGGCAGACCAGGUGUUUUCCAUGGUGUCAAAACUUAUGUUUUACAAGAUAACGAUGGCCAAGUCCAUGAUACACACUCUGUUUCAGCUGGUUUAGAUUACCCAGGUGUUGGUCCAGAAUUAGCAUUCUGGAAGGCUUCUGGUCGUGCCGAAUUCAUGGCUGCUACUGACGCACAAGCUUUAGAAGGUUUCAAGUUAUUAUCUCAACUAGAAGGUAUCAUCCCUGCUUUAGAAUCUUCUCAUGCCGUUUAUGGAGCUAUCCAGAUUGCCAAGAAAAUGACUCCAGAACAACAUUUAAUUAUCAAUGUUUCUGGUAGAGGUGACAAAGAUGUUCAAAGUGUUGCCGAAGUUUUACCUAAACUAGGUCCACAGAUUGGUUGGGAUUUAAGAUUUGAAGAAAAAUAA
Molecule: messenger RNA, 2115 nt
Organism: Tetrapisispora phaffii CBS 4417
Lineage: Eukaryota; Fungi; Ascomycota; Saccharomycetes; Saccharomycetales; Saccharomycetaceae
Gene: TRP5
Product: tryptophan synthase TRP5
Exons: 1
Coding region: 1-2115 (704 amino acids)
Biological process (GO): L-tryptophan biosynthetic process
Cellular component (GO): cytoplasm
Molecular function (GO): tryptophan synthase activity
Source: RefSeq, a predicted model, not a curated record